GCUGUGUGAUCAAUGUUCGACCAAAACAAUCUGAGUUCGGACGGCCAGGAGAGCAGAUCCAGGCCCGUCAGUCCGAACCAGAACAACCGGAGAGGUCACGCCGAACCGGACUGACACCGAACACUACUGGCUCAACAUGUCUGCGGGCUCCGGGAACAGAAACACGAACACGGAACCGUGGGGCAGCUUCGAUGACCACCUCAUCCAGGGCGGCGGCUCAGCCGUGGUGGACAUGGAGAACAUGGACGACACAUCUGGCUCGAGCUUCGAGGACAUGGGCGAGAUGCACCAGAGGAUGAAGGAGGAGGAGGAGGUGGCGGCGGAGGCGGCUGCCACAGAGGACGACAGCGCAGAGGACGGAGAGUUCCUGGGCAUGAAGGGGUUAAAGGGGCAGCUGGGCCGGCAGGUGGCUGAUGAGGUGUGGCAGGCGGGGAAGCGUCAGGCGUCCAGAGCCUUCAACCUGUACGCCAACAUCGACAUCCUGAGGCCGUACUUCGACGUGGAGCCAGUCCAGGUCCGCAGCAGGCUCGUCGAGUCCAUGAUACCUGUCCGCAUGAUCAACUUCCCCCAGAAGAUCGCUGGAGAGCUGUACGGUCCUCUGAUGCUCGUCUUCACCCUGGUGGCGAUCCUUCUGCACGGGAUGAAGACGUCUGGGACUGUGAUCAGGGAGGGCACGCUCAUGGGCACGGCCAUCGGGACGUGUUUCGGUUACUGGCUCGGCGUCUCGUCCUUCAUCUACUUCCUGGCGUACCUGGUGAACUCUCAGAUCACGAUGCUGCAGACGCUGUCGCUGCUGGGUUACGGGCUGUUCGGUCACUGCGUGGUCCUCCUCGUCACCUAUAACUUUGACUUCCACGCUCUGUUCUACGUCCUGUGGCUGCUGCUUGGAGGCCUGUCCACGCUGCGCAUGGUGGCGGCGCUGCUGUCUCGUACGGUGGGACAGACUCCUCGCCUCCUCCUCUGUGGGACUCUGUCUGUGCUGCACAUGCUCUUCCUGCUCUACCUGCACUUCACCUACCACAAGAUCGUCGAAGGACUGCUCGACUCUCUCGAGGGACCAAACCUGGCCCCGAUGCAGCGGGUCGCCCGAGAUGUGCCCGACCUGAUUGUGAACGUGACGCUGAGGACACGCUGAGGACACGCUGAGGACACAAAGACUGGGACGACGACGCAGAGGGGACACGGAGACGGGGACGACAAUGACCACCCUGAGAGGACGCAGAGGACACGCUGAAGACACGGAGACGGGGACGACAACGACCACACUGAGGACACAAAGACUGGGACGACCGGGACAACACUGAGAGGACAAGGAUGCUGACGAGAGGAGGGGACGACGAGUUGUCGUCUUGUUUUUCUUCUGUUUGUACGUUUUCUUUGUUCUGGGCUUUUAUUUUGAUAUCUUCCUGUAUUUAUACUUCCUGUUGAGACUCUAAUAAACUUAACGAUGAUUUAAUGUGUUCAAAUAAACACUUUUAAUUUGGA
Molecule: messenger RNA, 1485 nt
Organism: Larimichthys crocea (large yellow croaker)
Lineage: Eukaryota; Metazoa; Chordata; Actinopteri; Sciaenidae
Gene: yipf3
Product: Yip1 domain family, member 3
Exons: 9
Coding region: 137-1135 (332 amino acids)
Cellular component (GO): Golgi apparatus
Source: RefSeq, a predicted model, not a curated record